Molecule: messenger RNA, 3424 nt
Organism: Oryzias melastigma (Indian medaka)
Lineage: Eukaryota; Metazoa; Chordata; Actinopteri; Beloniformes; Adrianichthyidae
Gene: ddx11
Product: DEAD/H (Asp-Glu-Ala-Asp/His) box helicase 11
Exons: 26
Coding region: 184-3000 (938 amino acids)
Biological process (GO): establishment of sister chromatid cohesion; nucleobase-containing compound metabolic process
Cellular component (GO): nucleus
Molecular function (GO): DNA binding; hydrolase activity, acting on acid anhydrides, in phosphorus-containing anhydrides; DNA helicase activity
Source: RefSeq, a predicted model, not a curated record
GGCCAGGUGGACAGCCAAAAUAAAAGCACGACAUUUCAAAAUAAGUUAAAGAUAUAAGCAAACGCAUUCAAAAUAAUUAUUUUGAAAUAAAAUACAAAUACUUUUAUCGUACUAGUAGAAUAAUAUCAACUUUAAUUCCUAAAUGCUAAAAUGCGGUGGUUUUAUCUAAAGAUUUGACGAGUGAUGAUUUUUAUUUUGAAAGUAUAUUCCGGAAGUUCCUUGCACUUGUUGGUGUCUCGCUCUACAGCAGAGUCUCUACGAGGUCUGAAGGAGGAGGGACGUGAGGAGCCGCCAGAGAACAUUAGGAGCAUGGAAAGUGGAAGGGACACAUUUCCAUUCCCCUACCAGCCGUAUGAUAUCCAGGAGCAGUUCAUGCAAGCCCUCUACAGAGCGCUCGACCAAGGCAAAGUGGGCAUCUUUGAAAGUCCAACUGGAACGGGCAAGUCCCUGAGUCUGAUAUGUGGAGCUUUGAGCUGGCUGAGAGAUUAUGAUGAGAAGAAGAGACAGGAGGCAGCUGCACUGCUGCAGGAAGGAGAAGCAGCUCUCUCCACUUCUACCACCACCAGCUCCUCAGCAGAACCGGACUGGAUCACUGAUUUUGUCCAAAAGAAGGCAGAACGAGAUCUGGUAUCCAAACUGAAGGAGGAAGACUUAAAGAGGAAGAAGAGAGAAGAGCGAUUGGAAAUGAUCAGAAAUAACGCUCAGCUUAAGUAUGCUCUCAAAAGAAAGAGCCAUGAAGAUGAUGAGGCCUUCAAGUUGCUUCAGCUCAGUAAAGAGGAUCAAGCUGAAGUACCAGGAGAUCAAGAAGAUGAGGAGCACAUUGUUGCUGAAUACGAGAGCGAUGAUGAUUCAAAGAGCAAAAGCAGAUUACUUGGAGGUGAGGACGAGGAAGAUGACGAGCUAGUUGAAGAACAUGUCACUAAGAUCUAUUACUGCAGUCGUACUCACUCCCAGCUGGCCCAGUUUGUCCAUGAGGUCCAAAAGAGCCCGUUCAGUAAGGACAUCAGUCUGGUCACUCUGGGAUCUCGACAGAAUCUGUGCAUUAAUGAAGAGGUGCGGCGCCUUGGCAGCAUUCAGCGCAUUAAUGACCGCUGCAUGGAGAUGCAGAAAAACAAGCACGAAAAGCAGCAUCCUGAAGAUGGUGCAAAACGCAAACGAGGUCCAGCCAAGAGUGUGUGUCCCUUCAACAAAGCCUCUGCAUUGCAGCAGAUGAGGGAUGAGGUUCUUGGAAGCGUCUAUGACAUUGAGCAGCUGAUGAAAGUGGGAAAAGAGACGCACUCGUGCCCGUAUUACGCCACUCGCCUAGCAGUUCCCCCUGCACAGUUGGUGGUUUUGCCGUAUCAGAUGGUGCUUCAUGAAGCUACGAGACGGGCGGCGGGGGUCCAGCUGAAGGACCAGGUGGUGAUAAUAGACGAAGCUCACAAUCUUAGCGACACUCUCUCCUGCAUUCAUAGCUCGGAGCUCAAUGGAUCACAGCUUUGCCGUGCACAUUCCCAACUUACUCAGUAUGCAGACCGCUACAGGAGCAGACUGAAGGCUAAAAACCUGAUGUACAUCAAACAAAUUCUCUUUGCCAUCGAGAGGCUGGUCCGAGUGUUGGGAGGUAAAGUCGGACAGAACCCCCAGAGUCAGAAUACACAAACAGGAACAGAGAUGCAUACUAUUAACAACUUCCUCUUCAAGGCCGAGGUCGAUAACAUCAACUGGUUUAAGUUACAGAGAUACUUUGAGAAGAGCAUGAUCAGCAGGAAGCUCAGCGGGUUUGUGGAGAAAUACGCCGGCUCAGGUGUGACGCUGCACGCCCAGAACUCCUUAAAUAAGGAGAACCGACGCACAGAAGGGUUACUCAACUACCUAAAGACACUAAAGAGCAAUCAGAACUCUGCAUCUGUUGCUCAAGCAGACCUGCAGGAGUCAGCCGAGGCAGAGAAAGUGCUCUCUGCAUCUCCCAUGAUGCAGAUUGAAGGUUUCUUCCUGGCUCUCACCAACACCAACGCUGAUGGGAGAGUUGUGGUGCACAGAGAAGGCACUUUGUCAGAAAGCAGCGUCAAGUUCCUUCUGCUGAACCCAGCGGUCCACUUUGCUGAGGUUCUGAAGGAGUGCAGAUCCGUCAUCAUUGCUGGAGGAACCAUGCAGCCUGUUUCAGACUUUAAAGAAGAGCUUUUGCUUUCUGCUGGAGUGGGACAAGAGCGCAUCGUGGAGUUUACCUGCGGUCACGUCAUUCCCCCGGAGAACAUUCUUCCCAUCGUCAUGAGCAGCGGUCCAUCUGGCCAGGAGCUGGACUUCACCUUCCAAAGCAGAGAUUUACCGAGCAUGAUGGACGAAACGGGACGCAUUCUCUCAAACAUCUGCAACGUGGUCCCCGGUGGGGUCGUGUGUUUCUUCCCCUCCUAUGAAUAUUUGAGGCGGAUCAUUUGUCACUGGGAGGCCAGCGGCGCGCUAACCCGACUGUCCACUAAGAAGAAGAUCUUCCAGGAGCCAAAAAAGGCCAACCUGGUGGAGCAAGUGCUGAGCGAGUUCUCCCGUUGUAUCCAGAGGAGCGCUCAGGAGAGCAGUGGACUGACGGGAGCGUUGCUUUUUUCUGUGGUUGGAGGAAAGAUGAGCGAAGGAAUCAACUUCUCGGACGACUUGGGCAGGUGUGUGGUAAUGGUUGGAAUGCCGUAUCCCAACAUAAAAUCCCCGGAGCUGCAGGAAAAGAUGUCAUAUUUGAACAAACACCUGCCUCACAGUCACGGAAGGAGCCCCGGACAAGCACUAGUUGAGAACCUCUGCAUGAAAGCUGUCAAUCAGUCCAUAGGUCGAGCUAUCCGUCACCGUGGCGACUAUUCGGCGAUAGUGCUGUGUGACAGGCGUUACUCUCGUCCCGCCACGCUCUCCAAACUUCCAGCUUGGAUCAGGAGCCGCACAAGCACACACGCAACGUUUGGUCCCGCUUUUGCUUCCUUACGCAAGUUCUUUGUGGAGAAGAAGCAGCAGCAAGUCUUCCUCAACGGCUCGUGAAAGAAAACUUUUCCUAUAAAUGAUGGCGUCCAGAGGGAAAUCAUCACCUUACAGAGCACUUCAACCAACAGUAUGAGAAUAAAUGCUCUUUAUUGUUCAACACUAUUCAGCUUUAAACUAACUGAGUUGAGUUCAUCACUGACAGAAUAAAGACGGGUUUUUCAUGGCACACACAGACAGGUUUCAUCACUGACCCAGUUUGCUUCGUUGACGUUAGAAAAGUUAGCUCUUGUGUUUAAAUGUGGUCUACGGAUGUAAACUACUGAAAAAUGUAGAUGGAUGGCAGGCACAGCACAGGUAGGCACGUCUUACUCUGAACUCUUAAUAAUUCAACGAUGAAAUGUACAUUGUUAGGAAAUAUGAAGCAUUCUUACUUUGAAUUUUAUGAACAUUUUUUCUAUCCAUUAAAGAAAUAAAAUUUGAA